Molecule: messenger RNA, 1029 nt
Organism: Malassezia restricta
Lineage: Eukaryota; Fungi; Basidiomycota; Malasseziomycetes; Malasseziales; Malasseziaceae
Product: diacylglycerol kinase (CTP)
Exons: 1
Coding region: 1-1029 (342 amino acids)
Biological process (GO): phosphatidic acid biosynthetic process
Cellular component (GO): endoplasmic reticulum membrane
Molecular function (GO): ATP-dependent diacylglycerol kinase activity
Source: RefSeq, a predicted model, not a curated record
AUGGGUGAUACAAAUACAUUGAAGCAAGCGCCUCCAGCAAUGCCGCAAAGGUCCAAUUCAAGGGAUACGGGAGGUGCUGUGCUGCGUGCAUUGGCUCGUUCGCCUCACUAUAAUGAAAAUUUGCAUCGUGAGGAUUUGAAACCUGUGCCUGCGCUCGAUCUGAAUGACAAGACAGGAGGGUCUAUGUAUGCAAAUCUUGUGUAUGAAUGGGAGGUGCCCCGUAAGCUAUUCCAUUGUAUCACUGGAUUUGUGGUGCUGUAUUUGUACAAGAUGAAUGUCAAUGUCGAGGUUAUUAUCCAGACGCUAUUUAACAUUUUUCUUGUUGUGGCUUCAGCUGACCUACUACGACUCAAUUCACCUACGUUUGAGCGUUUCUUCGAAAGUAUAUUAAGCGUGCUGAUGCGUGAAAGUGAGAAAGAGCGUGUUAAUGGCGUCGUGUGGUACCUCAUCGGUGUCAUGACUAGCUUGCACUUUUUCCCUGAGGAUAUUGCUAGUGUGUCGAUUAUUGUACUUUCAUGGUGUGAUCCGGCCGCAUCCACGUUCGGACGUAUGUUCGGAAAAUGCACACCGUCACUACCCGGUGGCAUUUUUGCACGCCGCAAAUCGCUAGCAGGCUUCCUGGCCGCAUGGGCGGUUGGCUCAUUGAUUGCUUAUUUGUUUUGGGGUGCCGGCAUUGCCAAGGCAGGUGAGCGUGCGUCGGGUUUGUCUUGGGAACCUGCCUCGAAUGCUAUGUUCGGCACUGCCCUAAUGCCUGACGCACUUCGCACCGGCUGGCGUGGCUUUGCCCGUGGCUUUGCCGUCACUGACUCUAAUUUUGCAGAAAGAUUGAGGAACCUAACACGACCUCGGAUACCUGCAAUGCCUCCUAUUUUGAUGUUUACAUUAUGCGGCCUGAUUGCUGCUAUGACAGAAGCACUUGAGCUUGGUGGACUAGACGACAAUGUCGCCAUCCCCAUCCUUUUUAGCUUCCUUCUCUGGUUUUCACUAUGGGCCUGGGGUCAAAUUAUGUCGUCUAUGUCUCUCCUUUAA